This is a messenger RNA of Balaenoptera musculus (blue whale), 432 nucleotides long. RefSeq names its product putative protein FAM90A26. The transcript has 3 exons. NCBI's taxonomy places the organism in Eukaryota, Metazoa, Chordata, Mammalia, Artiodactyla, Balaenopteridae. Bases 1 to 432 code for a protein of 143 amino acids. The record is from RefSeq and is a predicted model, not a curated record.
AUGUGCAGACCAGAGAAUGUCAAACGUCCUUUUUAUCCUCUGAGGAUACUCAGAGACCUGAUCUGUGGAAUUAUCCACAGCCUUUAUCCUCUUCCCAGUACAACUGGACUUGGAUUCACACAGGCACACCAAAUGACCAUAAGGACACCUGCCCCAAUGUUAAGCAUUGACUCCCAGCCUCUACCCAACUCACCUCACCUGAGCCCAAUCCAGGCCUGCACUGUCCCCCAACCUCCACCAUCUACGCAUGUUCCAGACCAACCCCUCAGAAUUGUCUUCAUGAUGAGACAAGGGAUGCGGGGAGGGCCCCAGAGGAACCUGGGUGAUACCCGUGUCCCAGUCCGUGUUCUCCAGGAGGACCUUCUGGUCUCCUCCUCUGAGGGGAGUGACCCGCCCUGCCCCAAGGCACGGAAGACUCAGCCUCCAGGCUAA